Messenger RNA from Priapulus caudatus, 1115 nucleotides. RefSeq lists its product as uncharacterized. The coding region runs from base 1 to 936 and encodes 311 amino acids. NCBI's taxonomy places the organism in Eukaryota, Metazoa, Priapulida, Priapulimorpha, Priapulimorphida, Priapulidae. The record is from RefSeq and is a predicted model, not a curated record. The transcript has 5 exons.
AUGCUGGGUUCAGACGCCGCCACCGCGCAGCCGACGGCCGCCGCCAUCACCGCCGUCGCCGCCGCCGCCGCUGCCGACGAUGACGGCGUGACGCGGACGGAGCACGAGCAGACGGACUGCACGACGGACAUGACGCGCUUCCGUGACGAGCAGAGCGGACAGAAGCGUAAGAAGACGGCGACGAAGGUGACACGCGAGAACGUGCGCACGGCGGUGAGCGACGACGGCAUCGACCACGACCUUCUCCGCAGCAAGUUCGACCGCGUGCUGCCACCUAGCGGCGGCGGGAUGAAGCCAGCGCCACCUGGCGGCGGGAGGAGAAUGCCAGCGCCUCCUGGCGGCGUGGGGAAGCCGACGCCGCUGCUGGAGAGUAACUUACGCAGCAAGGAGUGGUUCGAGGACAUGACGAAGCGACGGGACGAACGCUGGGCAAAGUUCAUGCAGCAGAACAACAAGAACAGUGGAGCAGAGAACAGUGAUAAGAUGUUCUCUAAGUUCUGGGAUGACCAGGCGAACAGUUUUAAGAAGACUAUGGAGCAGACUAAGUGGGGCAUGAACGACGCUCCGGGAGCCGGCAAGUCACGCAGAAGCACGACCAGCACCAGCAGCAGCGCCGACACCGUGGAAGAGAAGAUACCGACGACACCGCCUUCGCCGCCGCUGCCUACAGAGGGCGCUGGCGACGCGGCGGAUGUCGGGGCUGGCGGUACGGUGUCUGAUAACGGCGGGAAGCUGAACGGAGCGCGAAUGACGAGCAUCGUCUGCGAGGGGGGAAGCAGCAGCAGACGCAGCGUGCAGUCCGAGGACAGGUUCACACUGCUAUCAGAGAAUGGCGUCAGCAGCAGACUCAGCAGCGGCUUCGGAUCUCUACAUCCACGGAUGAGCAGAGCUGACUCCGAGACUAGUGACACGCCAUUCUCAGGAAGUCUUUCCUAGACCGAGCAGUCUACUGAGGACAUGCGCAAUAGGGGCAUAACCGUCGGGAAAGCCGGUUGUAAAGAAGACCACCAACUCCUACGCCUUCACCCGGAGCAAGACGUCCUACCAGUGCAGUGUGGGCAGACAAGACGUAUUCGUAUAACCAGGAGCAGACGAACGAGGAGCUAUGAGCACGC